Molecule: messenger RNA, 2898 nt
Organism: Choloepus didactylus (southern two-toed sloth)
Lineage: Eukaryota; Metazoa; Chordata; Mammalia; Pilosa; Megalonychidae
Gene: ZNF132
Product: zinc finger protein 132
Exons: 4
Coding region: 360-2330 (656 amino acids)
Biological process (GO): regulation of DNA-templated transcription
Source: RefSeq, a predicted model, not a curated record
CACGGGCAUUCGUUUUGCUCUUGACGGGUUCUCCCGCACUGCCCUGGGGGACCCGGGCGUUGCACAAGGGCGUUGGGCCGGGGCCGUUUCCCCCGCGCUUCUGAUCCGAUCCCUGACAGACGGUGAGGAGGACAGAACCCGCCUCCGCGCCUCCGUACGAGCCGGGACCCUUGUAACCUGGUGUUCUACGGGGUUCCAGGGAUCGCGCUCUCUCCCGGGCCUCCGCACCCAUCCUUUGUCCCCGCGGCCCUCGGAGGCAGCAUCCCUGGGCCGUGUGCGCCGUGUACCGUGGGAGACUGAGGCCCGGAGCCCACCCUGGUCUGCUGUUUCCCACGGCUCCGCUCAGUCCGCAGGCUCCGAUGGCGGCAGCGGCGCUGAUGGACCCGGCACAGGGCCGGGUGACCUUUGAGGAUGUGGCUGUGUACUUCUCCCAGGAGGAGUGGGGGCUCCUUGAUGAGGCUCAGAGACGCCUGUACUGUGAAAUGAUGCUGGAGAUCUUUGCACUUGUGUCCUCACUGGGAUUUGUGUCUUCCAAGACCUGUGAGGUUGCCCAACUGGAACAGGGCAAAGAGCCCUGGGCACUUGACAGAGUGAAUGUAUCUCCAGCCACAACAAGAGAGGCCUGGAGGGAACAUGGCCUUGGUUGUUGGUGUGGGGUGGAGGACGACUCUUCUGAACAGGGCAUUUCUAGAGAAGGAGUAUUCAAAUUCGGGACCCCUGAGGCAGGUCCUUGCAACCAGAAGGCUAAUACCUGUGCCAUGUGUGGCCUUAUCCUGAAAGACAUUUUGCACCUUGCUGAACACCAGGGAAUACACCCUAGAAACAAACUGUACACAUGUGGAGCAUGUGGGAAAGGCUUCUGGAUCACCAGCACCAGAAGAAGCAGAGUGAAGUUUCACCAGCACCAGAAGAAGCAGAGUGAAGAGAAACCCUUGAGAUGGGACAAGGAUAGGGACUUGUUUGCAAAGAGCUGCCAUGUCUACCUGUCAGAGAAGCCCUUAAUGUGCAGGGAAGCUGGGAAGGAUGUCCUGAGCAGCCAUGACCCCCUCCAGCACCAGUCCACCCACAGCGAGGGGAUGUCAUGUAGUAGCACCAAGUACGAGGAGGCCUUCCAAUGCAGCUCCAGUCUUGGGCAGCAGCAAGAAAACCAUGCUGGGCUGAAGCCCUUCAAGUGCAGUAAUUGUGGGAGAGCCUUCCUGAAGGCCUUUGCUCUCCUUGACCACCUGCUAACUCACUCUGAAGAGAUAUCCAUUAGAUGCCCAACAGAGAGAAAUGCCUUCAAGGAGAAAUCAACCUUUGUUUAUCACCAAACAUUUCAAACUAGAGAAACAUCCCACAUGUGUAAAGAAUGUGGGAAGGCCUACAAUCACUUCUCUAAACUAAGGAUGCAUCAGCAAGUUCACAGUGGAAAAACGCAUUAUGAGUGCAGUGACUGUGGUAAAGCCUUCACUCGUAAGCACUCACUUGUUGAGCACCAGAGAAUUCAUUCUGGAGAGAAACCUUAUGAAUGUGGCCAGUGUGGAAAAGCCUUUACUCGCAACUUCCAUGUUCUCCGUCACCAAAAAGUUCACAAUACAGAAAGGCCUUAUGAAUGCAGACAGUGUCGGAGAGUCUUUAGCUGUGUCUCCAACUUCAUUGAGCACCAGAAGAUACACACUGGAGAAAGGCCUUAUGAGUGCAGUGAAUGUGGGAAAGCUUUCAUUAACAGUUCUCAUCUUGUUCAGCACCAGAAAGUUCACAACACAGAAAAGCCUUAUAAGUGCAGUGAAUGUGGGAAACUCUUCCGCCAAACCUCCAAACUUGUACUGCAUCAGAGGAUUCAUACUGGAGAAAGACCUUAUAAAUGCAACCAAUGUGAGAAAGCCUUCAGUUGCCCCUCCAACCUUAAUUCACACCAGCGAAUUCAUACUGGAGAAAAGCCUUAUGAAUGCUCAGAAUGUGGGAAAGCCUUCAGUCAGAGCUUUGCUCUCAUUCAGCAUCGGAAAGUUCACACUAGAGAAAGGCCUUAUGAGUGCAGUGAAUGUGGGAAAGCCUUUGGCUAUAGCUCUAACCUUGCUAAGCACCAGAAUGUUCACACUGGACAAAGGCCUUAUGAAUGUGGCCAGUGUGGGAAAGCCUUCACAGAAAGUUCCAACCUUAGUCAGCACCAGAGAGUUCACACUAGAGAAAGGCCUUAUGAGUGCAACAAAUGCGGAAAAUCUUACCGCUACAUCUCUAACCUUUCUAAGCACCAGAAAGCUCACCCUGGAGAAGAACCUUAUGAGUGCAGUGAACACGGGAAAGCCUUCCAUUUCAUUCAAAAGAAAUGUCACACCAGAGAAAGGCCUUAGUAAAGUGAAUGUGGGUAAGCAGUUUGCUGUAGCUUUCUCCUUGUUUGCCAUAAAGGACUCACUCCUGAGUAAAGUUCUAUGAGAGGAACCUUUGCAAGGAAGCCAUCAGCCCAAACUUAAAACUUGUAUCCACCCACACCACCACUGAAGAGAUGGCCAAAUACCAGGUAUGUGGAAUGCUUUCACAAGCUGCACUGAACUUCCUAACCCAACUAGGUCUUUUGUCAGAUUAUGUCACUGUGUCUGUCUGGUAGAUGCCAUCUCACUUCUGCCAGCAUGCACCUGUGUGGCAGCCCAGGGGAAAAGGGUGGAGCAUUGAGCACACAGUGCCCACAAGACCAGAGCACAGACAUUGAAGGUUACUGUACCUAGUCACUGUUGGUAUUCAACUUUCGUGAGACUCAGCUGAGGCUUCUUUGUAACCAAAUAUGGGAAGCUCUGCUGAACUAUAUAGGGCACUCUUCUUUCUCUUGUUUGUGUGGAUCAUUGAGUUGCAUUUCCCAACUGGACACCAUUGGGAAAAAUCUCCUGUAAGAAAGUCCCUAAUUAAAACUCAUGAGUAACCUUU